This is a messenger RNA of Selaginella moellendorffii, 1180 nucleotides long. Its product is annotated as aspartyl protease family protein 2. The transcript is spliced from 2 exons. Bases 1 to 882 code for a protein of 293 amino acids. NCBI's taxonomy places the organism in Eukaryota, Viridiplantae, Streptophyta, Lycopodiopsida, Selaginellales, Selaginellaceae. The record is from RefSeq and is a predicted model, not a curated record.
AUGGUAGAAGUCGUCCAGAGAAUUCGCUUGGUCAAUCGCUUGCAGCGGGGUUUUUCUACACGAGCGAGCUGGGAUGGAGCGCCGUCGACGCUGGGGGAUGUGAUAUUCGGCUGCGCAAGCAAAGACCUCCAGCGUCCGGUAGACUAUUCGUCGGGAACUCUGGGACUCAACCGGGGGAGUUUCUCGUUUCCCGCUCAGAUUGGGAGCCGGAGUAAGAGCGGGCUAUCGGACAGGUUCUCCUACUGCUUCCCGAACCGAGCAGAGCAUCUCAACGCGUCCGGAGUUAUAAUUUUCGGGGACUCGGGAAUUCCAGCGCACCACUUCCAGUAUCUAUCUCUGGAGCAGGAGCCUCCAAUUGCGAGUAUCGUCGACUUCUACUACGUCGGCUUGCAAGGAAUAAGUGUCGGGGGGGAGCUGCUCCACAUCCCACGCUCGGCAUUCAAGAUCGACAGGCUCGGGAACGGUGGAACUUAUUUCGACUCUGGAACGACGGUGUCUUUCCUGGUGGAGCCGGCUCACACAGCACUGGUGGAAGCGUUUGGACGCCGGGUCUUACACCUCAAUCGAACGAGCGGAAGUGAUUUUACAAACGAGCUGUGCUACGACGUAGCUGCCGGUUACUCGAGGCUACCAAGGGCUCCGCUCGUCACGCUCCACUUCAAGAACAACGUAGACAUGGAGCUCCGAGAAGCGAGUGUGUGGGUACCUUUGGCCAGGACGCCGCAAGUGGUGACCAUCUGCCUGGCGUUCGUGAAUGCCGGGGCGGUCGCGCAGGGCGGAGUUAACGUGAUUGGAAACUACCAGCAGCAGGAUUACUUGAUCGAGCACGACCUCGAGCGCUCCAGGAUCGGCUUUGCUCCAGCGAAUUGCGUCAUGGAUUGAAAAGCGGAAGAACACACUAACUUUGCAUCAUCAAACUCUUUCGACAAGGGUCUGUAUUUUUUUUUUUUCUCUCUUUUUUCGAGUUUGUAGACUAGGAGGUUUUAGCUGCUGCGUUGGUUGGAUUGGCCAGAAUUGUUUUCCUAGAGGUCAGUCCAGUUGCAGCUCCCCGCGUUUAAGUUGCCGAGGGGGGGCAAAGUUUUCAACAUCGCACAAGACUCCUCUCACAAGGACGUGUUCGUUCUCGUCCACCAUAGUUUGGAAAAGAAAAUGAUAAUAUGAAUUCUCUCUUUCUGUUAAA